AUGGCGGACGAAGUGAGCUUCAAAAAUAAUGAAGGUGAGUAUUAUAUAACUUUUUUCUGUGCUUAGAUCGGCAGAUGCCAUACAAGAGUAUCAUGAUUACUUAAUUUGAUCUGGUUCUGUUUAAAAAAUUCUGAAAUUCGGUUUUAACACUAAAAAGUUAAUGAGCCACGCUGCCCACGUGAACAUCUCAGAGUAGCACACUCGUUGUAGUACCUUGCUACACAUUGCAAACUUUGCCAAGUUUUUUGUAACAUUUUAGAGAUAAGGUAAGUCUGUGUAACCUUCUACCUUGAUUUGAUUUCAACUAUAAGGCAAAUCAGUCUCAUUUUACGCUACGUAACCGAGAUAAAAAUUGAAAGCAACCACAAUAAUAUCGGAACAAGUAAAGGAAAAAUGACGCCUGAUGCGAUACAUGAGUGCGCUUAUAGAAGAUAUCUAGUUAAAAAUUCCGCACAGCCCCAUACUACAUUAUGCAUUCAGUUCUUGGAUAGAGAAAACAAUGACAAAAACAACACAUUGCCAUUGGGAAAAUAGAUUUGUUUGACAAUAGUAUGGGGCUGUGCGGAAAUUUUACCGAUAUCUAUGAAAAUCAUAGGGAAAAGAAUUUUGAUCCUGAGCUAAGAAUUUUUCCAUACUAGCAGAUAGUGGUAGUGAAAGUGAUGACGAGUGGGAAGAGAUGGACGAAGAAGAACAAGACAGCGCUAUCGUUUGCCUGUUCUGUAACGAGUGCUUUAAAACUGCUGAAAUGGUCUGGAACCACUGUGUCUCAGCUCAUGGUUUUGAUCUGUCUAAGAUAAAGAGGACGCAUGGUAAGUUACUUUCAAGAAAUGAUCAUUUCUUUCAAUUGAAAUUUUUUAGAAGUGGAAAUUAAAAGUGAACUCAAAUGAGAAAGAUUAAAAUACAUUUGCUUGCAUUAUUGCUAGGACUAGACUUUUAUGGAUGCAUCAAGAUUAUAAAUUACAUCAGGAAGCUGGUAAUGUAUAUUUAUACUUAUUUGGAAGCUAUGGGCAUUUCAUAUCUUUCUUGCUUAAGACUGUCUAUUAAUGACAUUUUGUCACAACAGUGUUCUGCUUUUCAUAUUCAGGCAGUGAUCAAUAAAAUUUACUGCCUUUAGUAUCACAGAUACCUCUUAUUGCCUUCUAAAUUGAUAUUCUUUGAAAAUUAAACUGGUAAAAUGAUUUCAGUACUUCUUUGCUCUUGUGGGUACCUUUCAUGCUUAAACUGUUACAAGACCUGUGACCUGUCUUGUACAUGUAUCUUAAAUUAAGUUUAACAUUUUAUGAACAAUUCAUGGAAUUAUAUGAAACAUGGAUCAUCUGACUGUGCCUUACAGCUUUUUCUGUUGUUUUCCAUUGUUCACAUCAUUUUGCAUACAAUCCUGAUAUGGAGAUUUUUGUCUGUACAAUGUUUUCAAUAAAAUCAGAGUAGGAUAAGCUUGUUACUGUUUGAGAUCAUAGUAGAAUGACAAACUUCCAAUGACUACCCCUUUUCUCUCUCUCUCUCUCUUUCUCUCUCUCUGUUAGCUCAAUUAUUGUGGAUACAUGUACUUUAAUAAUUAUGCAUAUUUAUUUUAAAUUUUUAUUUUCUUGAGAAACCUUCCCCUGAAAGUUUUGAAAAUGUUGCUCUUCCUUUGCCAUGGGAAAGUGAUGAAUUUUUACAGCCAGCUCUCCCUAAUGAUGAACUUCUUCAAUAUGGUAUGCCAGAGAUACAAUCUUUUUAGCUAAAACUACAUAUUUCAAGUCAGUCUGCUAGAUGAUGCAAGUUAAUCAGUUGUGUACCCUCAGCCAGCAGCCAUCAACAUGUAGACAACCCAGCCAACAAACUUUUCUGUCAUUUGGCCAAUCAGUCAGUUGGUGGUUUAAUCAGUCAAUCAGCAAGUGUUGGCACAUUCAAUCCUUAAAUUAAUUGAUAAUCUGAAACACUCACUGUAGAGAUCCCAACUCCUGUAAUCUGUUAUCAGUAAUCUGGAGAUAAAAUGUUUUUGAUGACAUCCUCUUCCUUGUCUCUAUUCACAAACCAAAGCCACUAAAAUGGACUUUAACAUAAGAUGUAAUCCAAUGUGGAAGAAGAGAAAAAAAUUACAAAAAUACAAGCAUCCUUGAUUAUGAAAUUUUCCAAAAGAGGAGAUCCUAUCUUUAAUUUUGUUGAUUUUCCCUCUUUUGUAGAAAAACUAAAGCAAUAAACAUAGUUAAUUAAAUAAGAAAGCUGAGUUAAGGGUAUUGCAGCCUAGAAGAUUUCUUUGUAUUGGUGGAUAAUUAACAACUAUUCACCAAAGUGGAGGUGAAUUGUGGUGGAUACUUACCAAGCUGCAAAGAGGUGAAGUAAAUUUCUGCCACUUUCCCCACCUCCAAGGUGAAUAAUAUUAUUGUUUAAGUACAAACCACACAGAUACAAAAAAAUUAGUUCAUUUCUUUCAAUAUUCUGAAAAAUUGUCACAAAUUAAACUCUUGAUGCACAAUUGUGUUUCUUUGCUGCUUGGAGGUGACUACAGUUGCAGUACUUGCUAUUCUAUUCUGGUGUGUGGUUUAUACUUCUAUUGGAUAAAUACAUGUAGGGUCCAUAGCGGCCAUACAUGAUAGUGAGCUGGGAUCCCCUCAUUAAAGGUGUAAUAUAAACAUUGUAUUACUGUGAUUGAAGAUGUUACGAGUUAACCUUCAGCUGUUUUUGAAAUGCACAGUAGGUUUACUUAAUUUUUCAUAGUGAAACAUUUUUUGUUAAAUUUGUAGAUUUUGAUGAUGACUCUGAUGUUGAAGUUGACAGUAAUGCUGAUGCAGCUAACCACCAAGAAGGUACUGCCCCAACUAAGUUACCAUCAAUACACCACUGAUACAAACAUUUAGACUCACAGUUAUUUAACUAUUCAUGUUGGAAACAUUAAAUGUUGCAACAUGAAUAAUUAUAACAAAAGUUAGUGUAAUAAUUCUUGCACUAAUAAAAAUGAUUGUCAUGAUGAUAAUGAUGAUGAAAGUGGCAAUAUAAACAGAAUUCAUUCGUCAAGGAAAAAUUCUUAUCCACUAGUGUGCAUGAAUUUUGUAAUUUUGUAUUCAAGAAUCAAGAGAAAGUUAUCUUAUCUCAGUUCUUAGGAAAAGUCACUCCCUUUUAAAAUUGCUUUACAACUUUUUUUAGGAAAGGCUUGGGAAUAAGGAAAGACAUAAUUAAACACCAAUUCAGUUUGAAAAGUAUGAAUUAUGAAGGAAGGAUUCCUACCUUUUUUGGUCUUAAUAUGCAUGAACAAAGUAAUAGCCUUUCCUUAUCAAUGUUCUCAACAAUAACUGAAAUUUAUUUUAAUUUUUUUCUAACAUGCAGCCAGUGUACCUUAUUCAAAAUAUCUGGAGAUAAAACAAAGGUAACUAAUUUUACUGGUGCUGAUGAUUUCACUAAGUAUAUACAGUGUUCUUCAUUAUUUUGAGCUCAAGAGGUAUAAUAAGUUUCAAAUCAGUAGAGCAAUCCUUUUAGCUGUUGAAUUUCAAGAAAAUGUUAAGUGAUUUAAGGCAGUAAUAAGAGGAACUACAGGUGGUAAAAUUGAAGGGUUACUGCCUGAAAAGGAGAACAACAUAUAGACUGAGUUGUUUCUAUUUAUUUCUAUAACUGACCACUCUUACCUUAUACUUAAAUGUUUCAAAUUAAUCUGCUAAGAUUGAGCCUUGCUGAAAAAGUAAGGGAGCGUCCCCAUUCACCGGGUUGUAUUUUUGCUUAGACACUGGCACAGUAUGUUAGGAUCUAUAUAUUGCCCUUCUGACCCCACCCCUCCCUUGAGAUAUUUCCUUUCUACACCCUAAUGAUAAUUUCAAAACGUUUUUCUAAAGCCUUGUGAUGUGCAGUUUAUAAUGACUUUAUAUCCUGAGACAAAAUAUGAAAUGCACAUUUACCUAUAAACCUGAAUGAAUUAGAGAAUCCCUCUUUCAAAACGUGAAACAUAUAUGUUAAUCUCUAAUUUAAGAAAUUUUCCAUUUGAGGCUUCAUCAACUGGAGAACCGUGCUUAUUGCGCUGAGGCAAAUCUGGCAAGAGCAUUGGAAGAAAUUUGCCAGCUAAGGUACAUGUAACAUCGAAAGUUAAGUCUUCUCCUUAAUACAUUCAUUGUGAGUUGAGCUGCCUGCAUACAAGUUCCAACUUUCUAGUAUUAAGGGAGGGCCAUUUAAUGAAUGGUAUUCUGGUAGUUCUUAAAUGCAGAGUCGCUUUUAAUAGGAACAUUUUGCAUGAAGGACAGUAUCGUAAGGGUAUUGGAUUAUAUUCGUUCCUCACUCCAGCUUGUGGAAGCUGAUCAGACAUAAUGUCUUACUGUGCCCAUCUUUUGUUGAGACUCAGUCGUAAAAAUUCACUCUGAUUGUUUCAUACACGUUUCUUACACUAACAUACAGCCUUUGGCUUGACUGUUUUUUUCAUAAAAAGUUCCUUUUCUAUUUAGUUUGUGCAUGUUAUUUUCGCUCUCACGCGUAUACAUAAGUAAUGUUGCAGUUUUAUAUUUCGCAUCUAACAAGUAAGAGCUUUCAAAGAAAACAAACAAUAAUAAUAAUAAUAAGGCCAAACUUUUAAUAGCUUGCGAGAGAGUCCUCGUUAUAAGUGCUUCAAUGCGUGAGUCUUUACGGCCGCGAGAAAGUUUGAGACCUUGAGGAACGCAAGCAGGGGAGAGGUGCUGGGAGAAGCACCUCAUUAUUAAUGCUAGACCCUCGGCGGACCUCUCCCCAGCCCGUCUCACAUCUUUUCGCAGGCGGAGAAACGCGCGUCCGCUAGCACUAUUAAUGAAGCCCUGCUCGCAGUUAACUCUCUACAUCCUAACAUCAUUAUGCAUAUUCUCCAUACUGUUCUCCAUACAUUUCUUAAGGUGCUGACAAGGAGAAUUUGUUCAAUUAAGAGCUUCUUUUGUAGGUGAUCAUUUCUUAUAUUCUCGUAACCUUAAUGUAUCAUUCAGAUGUGAUAUUGUAGGGAGAAAUUAGAUGCUAGUCACUAUUAGGAAUUAGGAUUAAAGUAAGCUUCUGGAUGCUUUUUUCAAAGUUACGACAUUGCCUUACAUUCCAGAUCUGUUGCACAAAAUGUUUUAUUUGAAGAUCAACCUGGUGGACAGAGUCGGUAAGUUACUUGAGAAGACUUGCGUGGUGUUCGGAUCUUUUUUAUCGUUUUCAUAAGUUUACUUUCUUUCAUUUCUCGCGAAUGUCUUUCCUAAUUGUCGAUUUCCUCUCUCUGAUGUUGUCCAAUCGUGUAGUUCCAUCGCCCGGGUGAGUGUGGUCCUUAGAAGGACUAUUGUUGGUAUUGGGCAGGAUGAUAAACUUUCGUUUCAACUCGACUAUCUCUGCUGACAAGUGCAGGGUUUCUUUACAUGUUCGAACUACGAGCAUGGAAAUGAGUGGCCGCAUUUCGCGCAACAAAAUCAAACACAUGUAAAGGUAUACCAAACGAUACUUAUUUUACUUUCUGUAAGCACUGCUUAUAUUCGUGGUCAGUAAAGUUAUCAAGUUUCGAUAAAUUACUUAUUACAUAUCCAAAGUUAGGUAAAAAUAUUUUUGCCUGUUUUUUUUUUGGUUAUACGAUUGGACAAUUCAGGUCAUAAUUUUUUCUUGUUCGAAUGGAAAGUUUAACGUCUUAGACGUUCAGAUGCCCAAAUUUCCAGCUUUAAGACAUCAUCAAGUUGACUUUUGCUUAGGGGUUUAAGAAACGUCAGUGCCACUGCUACCAACAGCAGGCUUCCUCAGGAAAACUCUCACACGGACAAUCAUACGACACGAUCAAAUGUUGCCCACGGUUCUACUUCAUUUAAUUUAACUGUAAUGUCAUUUGUUACCGGAAAUAAUUCAGAUCCAAAACGGGCUGUGCAAGCUGUGAUAAUGCCGAGGACGAUCCUUACUUCAGUUCGUACGCGCAUUUUGGUAUUCACGAAGAGAUGUUGAAGGUGAGACAGUGGAGACGAACACUAAACAGCGUAACAAACCAAGAGAGGGUUCCCUUUGCCUAGAACGACUUUGAAACUUGUCUGGUCCGCCUGGUGAGCUCAUGUUGUAGAGCACCGGACUGCCGUGUUGGAAGGUGGAGGGUUGAAGCCUCAGACCGGACCAACACUCAAUUUCUUAAAGUAACGAAGGAGAACGUGCUGCCUUUGUCAUGACAAUUCUGGAAAUGGUUAGACGUUUUAGUCUUUUCGAAUAAGGACCAAAGACCGUAAGCCAUGUCUUUUGCAUCUCACCUAUACUAGUUAGAAAUGGACGUUAAAGACCCCACGCAAGUAGGGAACGUAGCUCCCGGUGUUGUGGUCUGGCACUGUUUCAAAAUUUCCGAAAUUUCCAAAAUUGGGGACUUCUACAAAAUUUCCUUUCAAAAUUGUAAAUUGCUCAAUGCAGUCCGAUUAGAGUUCCCCGUAGAGUGUUGCGAGGUCCUUCAGAGCAUAGUAGUGUGGAUAAUGCGCUAUUUAAAAAAAUUCCACACUUAUCUUUUUGUGCAGGACACUACAAGGACAGAAAGUUACAGGGAUUUUAUACUCAACAACCCAACGAUUUUUAAAGAUAAGGUAAGCGUGCCGACAAUCUUUUCUAUUUAUAUUCAGCGGAUGCAUUCUUAAUUUCCUUUGCUGUCGAAAUGUCAUAAUUUAACUCGUUGCGUACUCUCCAAGAUUGUUUUAGAUGUUGGAUGUGGUACAGGUAUACUUUCUAUGUUCGCUGCCAAGGCCGGAGCAACUCGUGUGAUCGGAAUAGAUCAGUCAGAGAUCAUAUAUCAAGCAAUGGAUAUUGUUAGGUAACCAAUAGCCUUAUAUUGUUUUACAAUUCGUUUACCUUGCAUCGCUGUGAUACACCUGAAAAAAGUUUGUUCAUAACGAUUGUUUUAUUGAAAAGCGCAACCGAGCUCGAAAUCCGAAGCAAAGAACGCUUCAAGUGCAAAAUUUGGAGUGUCAUUUCGCAAGAUCCCAUAAUGUGUAGCAAAAAAUUUUAAUAAACCAUAAAAUAGGUAUUGGCAUGAAGAAAAAUUGUUUGAGUUGAAUGCGUAACGUUUUGUUUAGCUAUUUAAGAGCUAUUUGUUUUUAUUCUUUGGUUUAGGGAAAACGGGCUGGAAAAUGUUAUUACGUUACUGAAAGGAAAAGCAGAGGAAGUUGCAUUGCCAAUAGACAAGGUAAGGCGAAAACAAACGGACCAAGCAGGGGUUUCAGUAACUUUUUCCAUAACCGGUUGCCGAUGUUAUAAUUAGCGGCCGUGUCGGGGAAAGUAGCUGUAUGGUAAAAUCCAAACACCAGAGCCUGCUCGCAGGCUCAACAGAAUGCAGUAAGAGGUUUUAUAGGCGGUGGUAGACCAGUGAUAACCGCAGUUUUUUAUUGAAAGCUUUGUCCCAGUUAGUAAGGUUUUCAAUUUUUGUUUGGUUUUUGUUAUGUUUAUUUUAUCAUUGUUAUUGUUAUUUAAGUUUGUUUUGGUUCGUUUUGCUAAUCAAGUGAUUAGGGAUCUGUUUUUUUUUGUUUGUUUUCAGGUUGAUGUUAUUAUUUCAGAGUGGAUGGUGAGUCUUACGGGUAGUUUUUUUUAUUUAUUCUAACAAAAAUUUCAAAAUGCCUUUUAUUGGAGAAAUUCGGAAACUUACCACCAAUUGUUUCCUCAGCUUAUGAUAUUUUUGAAAAUCGAUUCUAAAGGACCUUCUCAUGGAGGUUCUGUUUUUAAUGACUCAUCAUGCUUUGUCCAAAUUAAAAUCAAAAUAAUAUAACAAAAAAAAAAUUUCAAAUUCUUGCAGGGCUAUUUUCUUCUUUUCGAGUCAAUGCUUGACACAGUAUUGUUUGCAAGGGACAAAUGGCUCAAGCCAACAGGUUGCGGUAAGUUUUCAAUAGAUUUUUAAUAUAUAUUAACGCAUUCGUAAAACUGAUCAUCUCAUAGCCGUUUUUCCUUGCGCUAAGUUCUAACAAUCGUCCUCAUCGAGACCAGCUGCCUGCUGGUCGUGUGAGGACAUUAAAGAUCCAAUGUGAAAUAUUUUUUUGGCUGUGAUCGACGCGGUGGCGUAGCGGAGACGAGUGAGAAAGCUUCUGCUGAAGGAAAUGGUAAGCAAGCGCAAGCAGACGAGGCGGUUGUAGUUGUUGCUGCGUGACGCAGGAUUAUUUUUUCUUUGUGCCCUCGGUUAUGUCGCGAGCUCUAUUUUUUGCCUGCCCAAGUUUUCGUUCAUAUCCACUCACUGAGACCUUAGAACAGGUUCAUGGGGACGCUGUCUUUUUUUCUUGGGGAUCGGACUCCGCUCGCUAAGUGCUUUUUUCGCCUGUGGAGUUUUAAAGACGUUUUUUUUAGCCAGGUAGUUUAUGUUUAGCCAGGUAAUUGGCAUCUGAUCGCAUCUUGAAGUAACAGUUAUUGUAGUAGCUCGCUUCAUGUGACAGGACUCAGAACCAGCUUGCGUCAGCUACCUGUGUAGGGCCCCUUCCAAGCAAACGGUGGGACGAAAGUGGAAAGGAAUGGACACAGAGGUUUGUAUUAGACGUCUAAUGGACUAAUUUCUUACCUGUGUUAUUGUAGUUUACCCAGACCGAUGUACUUUGUGCCUGGCUGCCUUAGGAAAUAGUGGAAAAGUCGAGAAGAAACUUAGCUUUUGGGAUGACGUUUAUGGUGAGACUUUUUCUAAACAAGCCUGAGAUUCUGGUUUGUGUCAGGAUUUUGAUGAAAAAUCCCCUGGUAUAGAGUAACAGAAGCUCACACUUCUCUUUUUUAUUUGCAUCUCUUUCUUCAGGUUUUAAAAUGAGUUGUAUGAAAAAGUCUGUCUGCUCUGAACCCUCUGUGGAAACUGCGGAUCCUAGAGAUGAGAUUUCUUCUCGAUGUAAAGUCAAGGUAACGUUUGAACAAUGGAGCCCCAAAGCUUCCUUCCAUGAGAAUUCUUCCUGGCAUCAACGCCUGAAACUCCCGUAAGAGCGAUCUGGAAACGGGAGAAAGAGUAACCUUGGGAAAUAAGAUGAGGCACCCUGCCUUGCAAUAACCCGUCAAUACGGGAACCUUUUGACUAAAAAAUUUUUUGCACUCCGAACAAAUUAUCUGUCAAACUAUUUCCUAUUUUUAUAACUGAGCUCGUUAAAUGGUCUACUCCGUUUUUAAGACAAGCUUUCCACGAUCCGGCAGUUCAACAGUACUUUGUAGCAGGAAAAUUUUGCUUGUAUAAUACCUCAACUUAGUUUACCUAAUAGGGAAACUGUGCGAUUGAAGGUGGUAUUAGAAUAAUCAUAUUUUAUUUGUUUAUUUAGCCCUUCACUCCCAAGAUCUCAUUAGUAAUUCUCAUUACUUUCUGCAUACAAUUGUUAUGACGUUAGCUCGGAGAAUUUGGUUUUGGAUCAACCAGUUAUCCCCUAAUUGAAAUUUUUCUGUUAUCUCAUCACUUGUCUGCUUGACAUUGUAAGAAUAAAUUCUGUCGUGUUCACUUACGGGAGUAAAGAUGUUACGUGAUGCAGCUGUUCGUUGAACGUAACAAACCUGAAGCUUAAGUUUCUAGCAAAAAGUGCAGGGGUACAGUAUUCCUUCUAUUGCAUAAAAUAAACGAGAUCGAGAAAUGUUGUUUGUGUUCUGAAGAUAUCUCCUCUGUCCUAUCUUUAAUAGGAGCUGGACAUAACCAGUUGUAAACUAAGUGAUCUACAGUUCCAUUCAGCGUUUAGUAUUAAAAUCAGUAAAGAUGGUUAUUGUUUGGUAAGUAGUUAAUUGUUUCGUGAUAGCCCAGGACUCUCAGGCAAAUGGUGUUUUCAAUUUUUUACGCCUUUGUUAAUCUAUCUGCUUUGUUGGUGAGGAGCAUACAGGUCGGAGCCUUCGACUUCUCCUUCUCCUUCUCCUCCUCCCCUCCCCCACCACCUACCACUGUGGUCUGGGGUAUUUCUAUGGCCUGCAGUGAAUUAAGGGGUACAUUUUUGGUUUAUUCUCGUUGCGUCACAGGUUGUGACGUGGAAUAAGAAGAUGUUUCACUCUUUGCGUUCAAAUAUUGAUAGCACCGUUACAUGAACUGUUCAUUGAAGUAAGCUCUGUCUUCCUGGACUCUCAUGAAUGAUCAUUUUAUUAAUUUAAUUACAUUUAAUUUCUUUUUCAGGCCUUCAUUGCCUAUUUUGAUAUUUUCUUUGAGAAGAACUGCGAUAAAAAGGUAUGACGAGGGUUGGUUGAUUGUGUUAUAGGUUUUUUUUUUCCAAGUAACUCGUGAAAAAGAAGUGUUAAUAUAGAAAAAGGAUCGGUGUUCUAACGUACUAAAUCCGGUUGUAUCUGAUGACAAGCGAGCUAAGGCUUUUUCUAAUUCCCAUCACAGUUGAAAUUUAAAUAAAAGCGAUCUUAUUGUAAUUCAGGUCAAUUUCAGCACUAGUCCCUCGGACUCUACAACACACUGGAAACAAACUGUGUUCUAUCUUGAAAAGCCAAUCAGCGUCACCCAAGGUAACAAAAAAGACGUUUAUUUCUCUCUAACGUUUUCCACUACAGUGGGUUGUGUUUACAAGGAAAGUUAUGUUUAAUUUGUUUGUUGUAUAAAAUGUUAACCUACUAAUUAAUUUUUAUAGGGUUGAACUUAUCUUUUUAUGUCAUAAAUGUUAUCUAUUAUCUCAAGAAAUUAAAUUAUUCUAGUUCCUUUAUUUCAUUAUCUCCUAUUUUAAUGGUCUAAUUGAUAAACGAUAUCGAUAGGCCGUCAAUUAACUCUUGUGAAUUGGUAUUAGGAAAUUAGGUAUUCCAAGGUAAUUCAGCGGUACAUUUCUAAAUUUAAAUUGUUGCGUUCUGAUUAGAUCCUCUAAAGGCCAAGAAAGUACGCGCCACUCUUUCGAAAAAUCAGAUAAAAAACUAAGAUCUCGAUUACUAAUGGCAGAUAAAAAACUAAGAUCUAGAUGACUGAUGGCAGACUUUGCACUUUAUAAAUCGACGUUUACCAGACUUUACAUGGGGAAGUCAGAAGGUGGUCCAUUUUUUCUUGCACAGGUCAAGUCCUUGAAGGUUUUCUGUCCUGCACUAAAAGUGUGAAAGAUCCGCGGUCUUUGGACAUCAAGAUAGAAGUGUCAGACGAGAAAACACAGAAGCAGUUGUGCUGUCAGUCUUAUCUUCUUCAAUAAUAAAAUUCAAAUGGUUUUCAUGCAGUGUUAGUUGUUGACGGAAUUAUCAUAAUUUCAGAACUAUCAU
Messenger RNA from Pocillopora meandrina, 11067 nucleotides. The record is from the annotation of a GenBank genome assembly. NCBI's taxonomy places the organism in Eukaryota, Metazoa, Cnidaria, Anthozoa, Scleractinia, Pocilloporidae.